UUCAGUUAGUAACGAACGUUCGCGUAAGUCAGACGUAUCCGCCACGCCCCCGCGCCGCCCAUCGCCCAGAAAAGCUGGGGAAAGCCAGAAAAUCGUAACCGAAGCGAAGCGAGCGCGCGUUAUACGGAAUCGGAAUCGGAAUUGGAAUCGGCAUCGGAGAAUCCGAAUCUGAAAAGCGGAGAAUCGGACAUCGGAAGUUCUGCUUUGGAGUGGAGUGGAGUGGAGCAGCGUCGUCGUGACCGAGCUCAAACAUCAGUCGCUUUAACCCACUCGAUUCGGGCUGCUCUUUUGGGGGCAGCUGGUGCCCAUGGAACUAUGCUUCGGAUAUAUCAUCGUAUCGCCGCGCCAGUUAAAGCUAAUACUUCGACCUGACCAGAGUCAUCUGAAUACCUAACCUACGAAAAUAACUAAAAGUUCAAAACUGAAAACAAAUUGCAUCUAACUUACUAUGUGUGUGUUAUGUCUGUAAAUUUGGUUCGUUGUUAUUGCCCGUAAUACCACACACCACCACACCACACCCCGCCUGAAAAAAAAAAAACAAAUACAAAUCCAAAUCCAAGCCUGCCCGCUAACGAUCAUGCAUAAACCAAAGCUAGGGAAUGCUAUAACCGCUGCCGCCAUUGCCUCAUCCAUAUCCACCAACAACAACAGUGGCAGCAGCAGCAGCAGCUCCAGUAACAACAACAAGUCGAAGCGAGCCCGUCAGUUUGGCCAACACAACAACAGCUCACUUGGAGCUGGUGGCCUGGGUCUUGGCCUGGGGUUGGGGCUCCUCCGGCCGGACGACUCCGGCUUCGACCACCUCGACCACUCGUCACUAAUUGCGGAUUCGAUUGAUUUAGAGCACUACAUCAGCGCCAUGGAGGCCCGUCGACACGACCAGGAGCCGGAUGUGUGGGCCCAGCUGCAGCAGAAGGAGUCGGACAUCCUGCUGGCCGCCGAACUGGGCAAGGCACUGCUCGAGAAGAACGAGGAGCUGGUGAAGCAGCAGGAGAAGCUCAUCGAGGACUAUUCGACCAAAAUCGAGAAACUCGAGCAGGAGAAGCAUGUGCUGCGCCAGAAAUUGGCGAUCGCCGAGGACGAGAGCGAUCAGCGCGUCCUCGAGCUGCAGUCCGAUCUUACCGAACUGAAGGACAAGCUCCAGACCCAGGACACGGCCAUCCGGCAGGCGGAGAAGGAGAAGACCAUCCUCAUAGACGAGCUGCAGCACCAGAACACACGCCUCACCGAACAGAUCCAGGAGGCCCACGCCACCGAGCUCAAGCUCAGCGCACAGAUCCAGGAGCUGAAGGACCAGUAUCACUACAGGAACAGCAGCCUGCAGGAACAUGUCAACAGCCUGGAAUCCAUUAAGACAGAACUCAACCUCACCACGGGCAAGCGGCAGGAGCUGGAGCGGCGACUGCAGCACGCCCAGGAGGAGAAGGAGAACCUCACCUCGUCGCUCGAGGAGUCCUCCGACAGAAUCCACAUGCUAGAGCGCCAUGCCCGCGAGCAGGAAACAAAAUUAGAGACUACCUUACAAGCAUUGGAACGCUCCCAGCGCGAAAAUAAUGUACUCAGUGAACGUUUGGGUGCCGAUACCAACUCGAGCACGCCGGGCAGGAAAAGUCUGCAAUUCGAAAUGGAGUGCGACGAGGAUGAUGGCAGCUACACGGAAACGGGGAAACCGAACCACAUGUGGGUGGAGGCCCGAUCUGUCUACAUACAACUUAAGUCCCUUGUGGAUUCCCUGAAAGUGAGCCAUGAUGAUGACUCAGGUCUCAACUCCGACAUAUCGCUGGAGCUGGAGUCGAUGGACAACACCAUCUCGAGCUCGGAGCGCCACGAGGAUGGUCACCUGGCCAUUGAGUUCCGCCAGGGAAUGCUUUCGUCAAUGUCCGACGAGUUGACCCGGCUGCUGCUUAACCUAGACGCCGGCAACUUCAAGAAAAUGCUGGACCAGACGCGCAACCUGGUGCUCGAGCAGGAGGACGAGAUCAAGCGCAGCCACCAGCUCAUCCAGCAGUUGGAGGCCAAGGUCACGGUGACAGAUGUGGAGCUGCAGAAUGUCAAGGAGGAGCGGGAUCAGGCUCGGGGAGAUCUCGAGGACAACACGGAUCGGGAUGAGCUGCUGUCCAAGGCGCAGACAGAGCGGGAUGCGGCCAAUGAUCGUCGUACCAAGGCCGAGGUAGAGCUGGCCAAGACGCGGGUGGAGCUGAUGCAGGCCAACAGCCAACUGCUGGAGUCCAUUCAGCAGAAGGUGGAGCUGUCGCAGCAGCUGGAGCAGUGGCAGAUGGACAUGCACGAGCUGAUCGACGAGCAGAUGCGUUCCAAGCUGAUCAACAACCGGCGGGCAAUGGCCAACGAGUCGUCCGCCCCACCACCGCCCAGCAGUGCCGCCGCCAAUCUGGCCAAGCGCGUGACCAGCUACAAGCUGUGGAGCUUAUUUCAGCGGUAAUUGGACGAACCUCACGACCCGCUGGAAGGUCUACGCCACCCUCCUGUUCUUGAUGUAGAACGGAUCUAUAUAUUUUUAAUAUUUAUAUUUAUACACAACCAACCACACACAAAUCGGAGAGCCUAGGCAUAUAUACAUAGGUAUUGUACUUUAUUGUUAUUUGUAUACUGGGAGCAUCGCCCUUCAUCUGUUCGUAGUGAAAUCUAUCUAAUUACGCUUUAUUAAUUUUAAACACUUACCGCAUAUUCGAUAUGAUUAUUGUACCAAUUGUAAUUACUGUAAUUGUAACCGUACUCGUACCUAUGUUUAAACAAAAAUCGUCUAAGCAAACGCUUUGCCCUCUAUCUCUCUUUUUAGUUUGUCCAGAAUUGUUCUUAAACCCCUUUAUGGACCCCACAAGUAAACCUAAACCCAUUCAGACAUAUUACGUUUUUAUUAGGACUUGUGGAGUUACUUGUUGGGUCCGUUUAGGUCUAUAUUGUUAAUUGAUAAUCAAAAAAAAAAUGGAAACAUAUCGCGCCUUUAUGUUGGAGGCUUGAGAAGCCUCCUUUUCUCGGGAGAAAAUGUUGCGAUUCAUCAAAAUCAAAAUGAAAUGAAAAUCAAAAUCUGUACGUAAGCAAAUAUAAUGUGUAAGCAAGGCAUUUAUGUUAUAGCAAGUAGAAAUAUUCAUCAUGCUGGCAAUCGGAAGGGGCGCAGGAAAUGUUAAAAACUGUGCAACAGACAAAACUUGCCUUAAUGAACGGACAAUGAAAUUUUAGAUUGUUUAAAUAACAUAACUUACCAAUAAACUUACGAUUAUACCACAA
Molecule: messenger RNA, 3246 nt
Organism: Drosophila rhopaloa
Lineage: Eukaryota; Metazoa; Arthropoda; Insecta; Diptera; Drosophilidae
Product: bicaudal D-related protein homolog
Exons: 7
Coding region: 578-2440 (620 amino acids)
Source: RefSeq, a predicted model, not a curated record